This is a messenger RNA of Lodderomyces beijingensis, 2048 nucleotides long. NCBI's taxonomy places the organism in Eukaryota, Fungi, Ascomycota, Pichiomycetes, Serinales, Debaryomycetaceae. The record is from the annotation of a GenBank genome assembly.
AUGUCAAAGUCAACUGAACUAUUUUGUAUGUGUGACCUCACUUGCUUUUAUUUGAUCCGGUUUGGUUCCUCCCCUCAAGACCAUGGUACUAACAAGUUUUUCCCCGCUCAAAAUUAAUAGGUCGUUUUCCAAAAUCGGUCGAACUUAUACAAGACUUUGAAGAUAUAACACCGAGUCCGAAGGCUCUUGCUGAAUGUCGAGCUGCUCUUUACUCGAGCAAUGGACGAUUUUUUGCCUACACUCAGCCAGAUGAAGUUGUCAUUUUGGACACAUCAUCCCAAGCCAAGCUUUACCACAAGAUUGACAUGCCCGAGGUGUUUGAUAUAAAUUUCUCGCCAAUGGGGACUUACUUGUGUCUCUGGUGUAAGCCUGUGCAAUUGAACAAGGAAAACGGGACUUGGAAUGACAAUUUGAAGAUUUUCAAUGUCAAUACAAAGUCAAUCAUUUCCGAAUGGAGCGUGAGACACCAGAAUGGAUGGAAACCGCAGUUUACAAGCACGGAGACAUUGUUCAGCAGAAGUGUUAACAAUCGUGAGAUUCAGUUUUUCGAGAUUGACCCUCAAGGUUCAAGCUUGAUCAACAUUAAUCAGCCAACUUACAAGUACAAAAUAGACGAUUCCAAAGUCACUUUCCAAAACUUCCAGAUAUCUCCUGGUAAGAACCCCAGCUUGGCUGUUUUCAUUCCAGAAAAAUCAGGUAAGCCAGCUAGCGUUUUGAUCUACAACAUCCCCAACUUUAACCAACCAAUCUGUUCCAAAAACUUUUUCAAAGCAGAGAGGUGUCAGUUGAAAUGGAACUCGUUGGGAACUGCAUUAUUAGCAUUGUCAUCUACUGACCAUGACACGUCAAACAAAUCGUACUAUGGUGAAACAAAUCUCUAUUUGUUGGGCAUCGCUGGUUCGUAUGAUUCAAGGAUCGAUUUGCAGCGCGAGGGCCCAAUUCACGACAUUACUUGGUCUCCCACUGCUCGUGAGUUUGCCGUUUCGUAUGGUUACAUGCCUUCGGAAACCACUUUUUUCGAUGCGAGAGGUAAUGCCAUCCACUCGUUGCCCACAGCCGCAAGGAAUACCAUCUUGUACUCGCCCCAGGCCAAGUUUGUGUUGGUGGCUGGUUUCGGGAACUUGCAAGGUACUGUUGACGUAUAUGAUCGCCAAAACAAGUUUUCCAAAGUUGUCACUUUUGAAGCGUCAAAUACCUCGGUUUGUGAAUGGUCUCCUUGCGGGCGUUUCAUCCUAACGGCAACGACUUCGCCAAGGUUGAGAGUGGAUAAUGGUUUGAAAGUGUGGCAUGCUAGUGGGAAGUUGAUUUUUUUGAAAGAGUUUCCUGAAUUGUAUUCUAUUGGCUGGAAACCUCAAGACUUGACCUUGUUUUCCGCGUUGCGAACUUUGGAACCUGCACCAGAAGCACACGUUUCGACCACUGAAUACACAGCCAAGCGCGAUGCUGUCGCGAGUGCAGCAGCUAAGAAGCCAGCUGGCGCUUAUCGCCCCCCGCAUGCUCGUGGCAAUGGCACUUCAUCGGCUCAGUCAACGACUUUGUAUCAAAAGGAACUUGAAAACAGCAUGAAGGGAGUCACUCCUCCACCACCACCAGGUUUUGCAAGGAAUGGAGGUGCUGCCAGACAAAGAACCAUUCCCGGUGCUGCGCCAGUUGCUGAAAAGGAGAGCAAGGCAGCUGCCAAGAAUAGGAAAAAGAGAGAAUCUAAAAAGGGAAAAGAGCAAUCUCCAGGUCCUGCCAAUGGUCCUGCCAAUGGCCCUGCCGCUACCACUGGACCUGCUGCUACUGUUGGUACUUCUCAAACUCAAGAAUCAGCCGCUACAAAUUCGGCUCCGUCGGACGAAAAUCCUAGCAGCGGCGGCGCUGUCAUUGGUGGAGUAGCGUCAUUGGAGGAAAAGAAAAUCAGAUCCUUAUUGAAAAAAUUACGAGCAAUCGAGCAGUUGAAAAUGAAGCAAGCAGGAGGUGAAACUUUGGAAGAUACUCAAGUCAUAAAAAUCUCAAAGGAAGAUGAAAUUAGAAAUGAAUUACAGACGUUAGGUUGGAAUGAAUAG